Chenopodium quinoa (quinoa) is the source of this 1489-nucleotide messenger RNA. RefSeq names its product pectate lyase-like. Bases 167 to 1489 code for a protein of 440 amino acids. The transcript has 4 exons. Lineage: Eukaryota; Viridiplantae; Streptophyta; Magnoliopsida; Caryophyllales; Amaranthaceae. The record is from RefSeq and is a predicted model, not a curated record. Gene Ontology annotation, molecular function: pectate lyase activity.
UUUAUACCACUAUUUUGCAACUGACGAAAAUGGAACUUCAGAAUAGAUUAAAAACACCCAUAAAAAAAAAAUUUAAAAAAAAAAAAAAAGAAUACUUCGUAUUAUUCAAAAAAGGAAAAAAAAUAUUGGUAGGAGAUAAAAGAAGGCAAAAAACAUAGAAGAAAGAAUGGCAAAAGUUAAAAUAAUAUGUAUGUUGUUGUUCAUGUUUGUUUCAAUCAUCCUUCCCCUACACGUACAGGCUAACAUUGGUGAUUUCGACGACCAUUGGAAAAGUCGAGAGCAACAAGCAAAGAUGAAUGCAGCUAAGGCUUAUGAUCCCAAUCCACAAGAAGCUUGUCACACGCUUAAUAAACAAGUUCAUGAGAAUUUUCAUGAGACAAGCAACAAUAAUAUAAGGAGCGGCUUAGGAAAGUAUGAUGGUCAUUGCCUAGCCGCGAACCCUAUAGACCGGUGUUGGAGAUGUGACAAGCACUGGUCCAUGAACCGUCAAAAGCUAGCUGAUUGUGCUCGAGGGUUCGGUCACAAGACCACCGGGGGCAAAAAUGGAAGAAUCUAUGUUGUGACCGAUGACUCGGACGGUGACCUACUAAACCCUAAGCCAGGAACCCUCCGCCAUGCAGUCAUCCAAGAUGGACCACUUUGGAUCACUUUCAAGCAUGGCAUGGUGAUUAGGCUAAGUGAAGAGCUCCUCGUUUCGAGCAACAAGACGAUAGAUGGCCGUGGAGGGCACGUACACAUAGCCGGCGGGGCUGGGAUAAUGUUACAAUAUGUGGAUAAUGUGAUCAUACAUAGUGUACAUAUACAUGAUAUUAAGAAGGGAAAUGGAGGGCUUAUUAGAGAUUCUAUGAACCAUUUCGGGUUUAGGACUGCUAGUGAUGGUGAUGGUAUAUCUAUAUUUGGAUCUACUAAUAUUUGGAUUGAUCAUGUUUCUAUGUCUAAUUGUAUGGAUGGUUUGAUUGAUGCUAUUGAGGCUUCUACUGCUAUCACCAUCUCCAAUUGCCACUUCACUGACCACAAUGAUGUGAUGUUGUUUGGAGCAAGAGAUGGUAAUACAUUGGAUGAAUUAAUGCAAGUAACAUUAGCUUUUAACCAUUUUGGGAAGCGUUUGAUACAAAGAAUGCCAAGAUGUAGAUAUGGGUUCUUCCAUGUUGUUAACAAUGACUACACUCACUGGGAAAUGUAUGCCAUUGGAGGAAGCCAACACCCUACUAUCAUUAGUCAAGGCAAUCGCUUCAUCGCGCCUCCUAAUCUCUUUGCUAAAGAGGUGACUAAGAGGGAAUAUGCACCAUAUAGUGAGUGGAAGAAUUGGCUAUGGACGUCGGAUGAAGAUAUAAUGUUGAAUGGAGCUUUCUUCAAUCAAUCUGGAGAUAAAUCAAAUAAAUUCUCCUACACUAGGCAAGACGUGAUCAAAGCAAAACCCGGAAGUUAUGUCAAGCGUCUCACACGCUUUGCUGGUGCUCUUAAUUGUAAGGAAGGCAAAGCAUGCUAA